This is a messenger RNA of Arvicola amphibius (Eurasian water vole), 1248 nucleotides long. RefSeq names its product C-X-C chemokine receptor type 2. The transcript has a single exon. Gene Ontology annotation, cellular component: membrane. The coding region runs from base 1 to 1080 and encodes 359 amino acids. Gene Ontology annotation, biological process: immune response; neutrophil chemotaxis; G protein-coupled receptor signaling pathway. The record is from RefSeq and is a predicted model, not a curated record. Gene Ontology annotation, molecular function: C-X-C chemokine receptor activity; interleukin-8 binding. NCBI's taxonomy places the organism in Eukaryota, Metazoa, Chordata, Mammalia, Rodentia, Cricetidae.
AUGGGAGAAUUCAAUGUGGAGAAUUUCAAUAUUGAAUAUUUCUUCAGUGGCGAUAUCGAGAAUUACAAUUAUAGCUCUGACCUGCCCCCCAUUCUACCAGAUGCUGCCCCAUGCUACUCAAAGAAUGUAGAAAUCAACAGAUAUGCCGUAGUUAUCAUAUAUGUCCUGGUAACCCUGCUGAGCCUUGUGGGAAACUCCCUGGUGAUGCUGGUCAUCUUAUACAACCGGAGUUCCUGCUCUGUCACUGACGUCUACCUGCUGAACCUCGCCAUUGCCGACCUGCUCUUUGCUCUGACCUUGCCUGUCUGGGCUGCGUCCAAGGUAAAUGGCUGGACUUUCGGCAUACCCAUGUGCAAGAUAUUCUCAUUCGUGAAGGAAGUCACCUUCUACAGCAGUGUCCUGUUACUAGCCUGUAUCAGCAUGGACCGCUACCUGGCCAUCGUUCAUGCCACAAGCACACUGAUCCAGAAGAGACAUUUGGUCAAGUUUGUAUGCAUAACCAUGUGGAUACUGUCCAUAUUUGUGUCCCUGCCCAUCUUAAUUCUGCGUAGUACCGUUAGGGCAAACUCUUUAACGCUAGUCUGCUAUGAAGACGCAGGUAACAACACAACCAAGUGGAGGAUGGUAUUGCGCUUCCUGCCUCAGACCUUUGGCUUCCUCCUGCCGCUGCUGAUCAUGCUGUUCUGCUACGGGUUCACACUGCGCACGCUCUUUAAGGCCCACAUGGGGCAGAAGCACCGUGCCAUGCGGGUCAUUUUUGCUGUUGUGCUUGUCUUUCUGCUCUGCUGGCUGCCCCACAACCUGGUCCUGUUCGCAGACACCCUCAUGAGGACCAAACAGAUCCAGGAGACUUGUGAGCGCCGCGAAGACAUUGACAGGGCCUUGAAUGCUACCGAAAUUCUUGGCUUCCUGCACAGCUGCCUUAACCCCAUCAUCUAUGCAUUUAUUGGCCAGAAGUUUCGCUAUGGACUCCUCAAGAUCAUGGCUACUCACGGCCUUAUCAGCAAGGAGUUCUUGGCCAAGGAGGGCAGGCCUUCAUUUGCUGGCUCAUCUUCAGGGAACACCUCCACUACCCUCUAAGCCUGUCCACCUACACUGUGGCCCUUUAGGGUUCUUUCUUGUCCUUCAGCAUGGCUCACGUACACAGACUGUGGUAUCUGAAUUGACUCACCCACAUGUAUUUCAAAGUUACAGGGAGACAGAGGCCACAUUCUUACCAGAGCCCCCACUGCAGAGUUUAGAACCCCU